CCCCUUUUUUGCAGCACAGAGCCACUGAAUGCUUAACGGUCAACAGCAUUUCUUGUUCUGAGAUCACCCUUCUGUGCCCUCUCUGGCUGCCAAAUUGCUGGGGCUGUCCCAGCUUGAUUGAUUUCUCAGCUCAAGGCAUUAGACAAGCCCAUCAAGCUGGGUUUGUAUUGGCCCCAUGAUGGCUCCUAACGUCAGCUGCUUGCUUUUGGCAGUGCUGUUUUCUGCUGGCUGUAAAGUCAUCACCUCCUCAGAUCAGAUGUGCGCUGAGAAAGAAGCCAACAAAGUGUAUAACUGUGAAUAUUUAGGUCUUAGAGAAAUUCCUGACACCCUACCAAACACAACAGAAGUUUUGGAAUUCAGUUUUAAUUUCUUGCCUACAAUUCAAAAUACAACCUUCAGCAGACUCAUUAAUCUUACCUUUUUGGAUUUAACCAGGUGUCAGAUUAACUGGUUACAUGAAGACACUUUUCAAAGCCAUCAUCAGUUGAGCACAAUUGUAUUGACCGGAAAUCCCCUGAUAUUCAUGGCGGAAACAUCACUUAAUGGGCCCAAGUCUCUGAAGCAUCUCUUCUUAACCCAAACAGGAAUAUCGGAUCUCGAGUUUAUCCCAGUGCACAAUCUGGAAAACUUGGAAAGCUUGCACCUUGGAAGCAAUCAUAUUACCUCCAUUAAGCUUCCAACAAAUUUCCCAACACAGAAUCUGAAAAUCCUGGAUUUUCAGAAUAAUGCUAUACACUACCUCACUAGAAAAGACAUAGACUCUCUAAAGCCGGCGACCAACCUCAGCCUUAACCUCAAUGGCAACGACAUUAAAGGUAUUGAGUCUGGCGCUUUCCAUUCAAAAAUCUUCCAAAAUUUGAACUUCGGAGGGACCUUUGACGUAUCUGUUAUAUUAAAAGGCCUGCAGAAUUCUACUAUUCAAUCUCUCUGGCUUGGAACAUUUGAGGACUAUGAGGACCAAGACAUUAGUUCAGCCAUGCUUCAGGGACUUUGUGAAAUGUCUGUUGAGAGCAUCAACCUACAGAAACACCAUUUCUCUGACUUUUCAUCCACCACCUUUCAGUGCUUCACCCAACUCCAGGAAUUGGAUCUGACGGCAACUCACUUGAAAGCGUUACCCUCAGGGAUUAAGGGUAUGAACUCACUAAAGAAAUUAGUUCUCAAUGUAAAUAAUUUUGACCAAUUGUGUCAAAUCAACGCUGCCAGUUUCCCUUCUCUUACGCACCUCUACAUCAAAGGCAACAUGAAGAAACUUGACCUUGGUGCUGGCUGUCUGGAAAGACUAGAAAAUCUUCAGAAGCUUGAUUUAAGCCACAAUGACAUAGAGGCUUCCGACUGCUGCAAUCUGCAGCUCAAAAACCUGCCUCACUUGCAGUGCCUAAACCUGAGCUACAAUGAGCCCCUUGGACUCCAAAGUCAGGCGUUUAAAGAAAGUCCCCAGCUUGAAGUCCUGGAUUUGGCAUUCACUCACUUGCACGUUAAUGUUCCACAAAGUCCUUUCCAAAACCUCCAUCUCUUGCAGGUUCUCAAUCUCUCUCACUGCCUUCUUGAUACGAGCAAUCAGCGUCUUCUAGCAGGUCUGCCGGAUCUCCGGCAUCUGAAUUUACGGGGAAAUCGCUUUCAAGAUGGUAGCAUCCCAAAGACCAACCUACUUCAAACAGUGGGCAGCUUGGAGAUUCUGAUUUUAGCCUCCUGUGACCUCCUCUCCAUAGACCAGCAAGCAUUCCACAGCCUUGAAAAAAUCCAUCUUGUAGACCUAAGCCACAAUAACCUGACAGGAGAUAGCAUUGCUGCUCUUAGCCAUCUUAAGGGGAUCUAUCUCAAUCUGGCCGCCAACAACAUUCACAUUGUUUCACCUUAUGUCCUCCCCAUAUUGUCCCAGCAGAGCACCAUUAAUUUAAGUCACAAUCCCUUGGAUUGCACUUGCUCCAACAUUCGUUUCUUAACAUGGUUCAAAGAAAAUAUACACAAACUUGAGGGCUUGGAGGAGACUGUGUGUGCAAACCCCCCACCUUUAAAGGGAGUUAAGCUGUCUGAUGUCAAGCUGUCCUGUGGGAUUACAGCUGUAGGCAUUUUCUUUCUCAUAGUAUUUUUAUUCUUGUUGAUCAUUCUGUUCACUUUUUUAGUUAAAUACCUUCUUAGAUGGAAAUACCAGCACUUCUAGUGCUGAAGCUUUCCAGAGAAGGCAAAUAAAGGUGUUUCAUGAAAUUGCCCUAAGUGAAGAAACUGUCAUGUGUUGCUGACCAGAUUUUCUGACUGGUUCAUGGGGCUGGGCAGGGAUUAGCUGUACUUUUCUGUGCACCUUACACUUGUGAGGGGCUGCUAAUGAGCCUCACUAGCAGGCAAACUGACUGGGGUCAGGCGUGGCUGUGAGAGACACAAUUCAUUUCCUCACGUGGAAGGUGGUGGAAGUUGAGGGAGGAUUCAUGGCAGAGAAAGGCAAGGAGAGUAAAACACCAGGAGGUCACCUUCCUUCCACUCAGGGACAACCCUCUGUGAGAGAUCAUCAAUCCCCACAAUUUGGCAGUGUUAAAACACUCCUGCUCACUGUCUUUCACCUACUGAUGAGGCAUUGUGCUCAGCUCUAGGUUCUCAGUAACAGAGCCAUGGAGAAUCUUAGUCGGAGACAAAGUCUCAACACAAUGAAUUUAAAAGAAAAGGCUGGGAAAUGAACCCUGCCAUCAAAUAGACUCCACGUAUCUUAUUAAUCUUUUGUUUUUGUUUGCCAUGGAGUCGAUUCCAACUCAUGGUGACCCCACAUCUCUACAAUUUCCCUGGGGUACAAAUAGCUACUAAAAAAAAAAGACAUCCCCACUGCACAGAGAUUUAGAGUUUCUGCCACAUUCGCUGCACUUAUUUGAGAACCAGGGAGACUCCCGUCUGUGUGGUGUCCUCCCUUUUAUAUUGCGUGUCCUGGUUCAAAAUGCCCUU
Molecule: messenger RNA, 2931 nt
Organism: Loxodonta africana (African savanna elephant)
Lineage: Eukaryota; Metazoa; Chordata; Mammalia; Proboscidea; Elephantidae
Gene: CD180
Product: CD180 molecule
Exons: 3
Coding region: 176-2164 (662 amino acids)
Molecular function (GO): protein binding
Source: RefSeq, a predicted model, not a curated record